AUGGAGCACGACAAGAAGGACAACUGCAACCUCCUCGCCCACUGCCUCCCGCAGUUCCAUGCGGACCCGAAGCCAAUCACGCCCGAAAAGCAGACGAGCAUCAUCAAAGACCAACGCAUUCAGUCUGCCCAGGACGCCGCUUCCGAGUUCAUCGAUAUCCUCCGCACCGCCGAAAAGGGAGGCAAAGACCUCGAGCGCCGUCUCAGAAACAUCGUCACGGUCAACUCCUGGACCGAAGAGCUCGCCAAGUACAUCCUCUCCGGCGUCGAAGGCCUCGUCCGCCACCGCGACACCAUCGGCCAAGUCCUGCGGGAGACUGUGGACAAGUCGACCGAAGCUGCUGACAGCGUGUUUGAAUUUGCCAAGGGGCAUCCCGUCUUUGUUACCAUCAUCGCCAUUGGCGUGUUAGUUAUCGUUGCCCCUUGGGUUAUUGAGGCCCUUGGCUUUGGCGAAUUUGGACCUAUUGCCGAUACCUUUGCCUCCUGGUGGCAGGCGCGAUAUGCCGGAUUCGUUCCCAAGGGGUCUCUCUUCUCCUUCCUCCAGCGGCUGGGAAUGACUUGGAAAUGA
Molecule: messenger RNA, 567 nt
Organism: Colletotrichum tamarilloi
Lineage: Eukaryota; Fungi; Ascomycota; Sordariomycetes; Glomerellales; Glomerellaceae
Exons: 2
Coding region: 1-567 (188 amino acids)
Cellular component (GO): membrane
Source: RefSeq, a predicted model, not a curated record